GAGGGGGAGCCCGCGCCGCGCCUGCAGCUGCCAAGGGAGCGUUCUGAGCCCACGUCAGGGGAGGUGUCGGGAUAAAUAGGGUCCCGCAAUGGCCGUGGCUGGCUGCGCUCCGAGCUGCGGAGUCCGGGACUGGAGCUGCCCGGGCGGGUUAGCGCCCCAAAGGCUGAGAGCUGGCGCCGCUCGUGCCGUGUGUGCCGGACGGCCGAGAUCCGCAGCCGGACCCCGCAGCCCCGCUUUGCUACCCACUAGAGUUUGGGGAAAGAAACUCUCUUGCGCCCCGGAGAACUUCCUCCUCGGGGAAGGGACAGAGAGAGACGCGGGUGGCAGGAAGAGAAGGGCGUUUUCUGUCUGCCGGGGUCGUAGCGCGGGAAGGCAGUGCCAUGUUCCUCUCCAUCCUGGUGGCGCUGUGCCUGUGGCUGCGCCUGGCGCUGGGCGUGCGCGGCGCGCCGUGCGAGGCGGUGCGCAUCCCCAUGUGCCGGCACAUGCCCUGGAACAUCACGCGGAUGCCCAACCACCUGCACCACAGCACGCAGGAGAACGCCAUCCUGGCCAUCGAGCAGUACGAAGAGCUGGUGGACGUGAACUGCAGCUCCGUGCUGCGCUUCUUCCUCUGUGCCAUGUACGCGCCCAUCUGCACCCUGGAGUUCCUCCACGACCCCAUCAAGCCGUGCAAGUCGGUGUGCCAACGCGCGCGUGACGACUGCGAGCCCCUCAUGAAGAUGUACAACCACAGCUGGCCCGAGAACCUGGCCUGCGAUGAGCUGCCUGUCUAUGACCGUGGCGUGUGCAUCUCGCCUGAAGCCAUCGUCACUGACCUCCCGGAGGAUGUUAAAUGGAUAGACAUCACACCAGACAUGAUGGUUCAGGAAAAGCCUCUUGAUGUUGACUGUAAACGCCUAAGCCCCGAUCGGUGCAAGUGUAAAAAGGUGAAGCCAACUUUGGCAACAUAUCUCAGUAAAAACUACAGCUAUGUUAUUCAUGCCAAAAUAAAAGCUGUGCAGAGGAGUGGCUGCAAUGAAGUCACAACGGUGGUGGAUGUAAAAGAGAUCUUCAAGUCCUCAUCACCCAUCCCUCGAACCCAAGUCCCACUCAUUACGAAUUCUUCUUGUCAGUGUCCACAUAUCCUGCCCCAUCAAGAUGUGCUCAUCAUGUGUUAUGAAUGGCGCUCAAGGAUGAUGCUUCUUGAAAAUUGCUUAGUUGAAAAAUGGAGAGAUCAGCUUAGUAAAAGAUCCAUACAGUGGGAAGAGAGGCUGCGGGAACAGCGGAGAGCAAUUCAGGACAAGAAGAAAACAGCAGGGCGCACCAGUCGUAGUAAUCCCCCAAAACCAAAGGGAAAGCCUCCUGCUCCCAAACCAGCCAGCCCCAAGAAGAACAUUAAAACUAGGAAUGCCCAGAAGAAAACAAACCCGAAAAGAGUGUGAGCUAACUAAUUUCCAAAACGAGACUUCCGACUUCCUUACAGGAUGAGGCUGGGCAUUGCUUGGGACAGCCUAUGUAAGGCACCCUUUGCCCUAACAACUCAGUGCAGUGCUCUUCAUAGACACAUCUUGCAGCAUUUUUCUUAAUGCUAUGCUUCAGUUUUUCUUUGUAAGCCAUCACAGGCCAUAGUGGUAGGUUUGUCCUUUGGUAUAGAAGGUGAGUUAAAGCUGGAGGAAAAGGCUUAUUGAAUUCAGAGUAACCUGUGUGCAUACUCUAGAUCUCUGUGUGGGGAAAAUAACGCUUUUUACAAUUUGACCUAAUAUGUGCAUUGUAAAAUAAAUGCCAUAUUUCAAACAAAACAUGUAUUUUUUUUACACUGUGUUUUAUUUCUGUUUGACUUCCGUUGUUACAAUGUUAGUGAUGUUUUAAAAUGUAAUCAAAAAUAUAGUGCUUCUAAGAAGGAAAGGCAGUAGAAUGAAUGUCUAAAAGAUCUUUAUGUGUUUAUGGUCUGCAGAGGACUUUUGUGAUGAAAGGGGAUUUUUGGGAAAAAUCUAGAGAAGUAGCAUAUGGAAAAUUAUGACGUGUCUUUUUUACAAUGACUUCUGCUCUCUUUUUAGCUAGAAACUCUAAAAACUAAAAUACUAAUAAAGAAAAAUAAAUAAAAAAGAGGCAGACAA
Molecule: messenger RNA, 2096 nt
Organism: Saimiri boliviensis boliviensis (Bolivian squirrel monkey)
Lineage: Eukaryota; Metazoa; Chordata; Mammalia; Primates; Cebidae
Gene: SFRP4
Product: secreted frizzled related protein 4
Biological process (GO): non-canonical Wnt signaling pathway; canonical Wnt signaling pathway
Cellular component (GO): cytoplasm
Molecular function (GO): Wnt-protein binding
Source: RefSeq, a predicted model, not a curated record